CACCUCGCGCUCUCAUUUUUGUCCACGUCGCUGGCGCUCGCACUUGGCACCCGGCUAAGCUGAAACUCACCGCCGCGGAAUAGCUAAUAGACCCGUCCACAGUCACAACGUCCAACCUCGCCGUUGUCCCUGUUGACGCUCGAGCUCGUCCCUAACCUCUCGCGGAGUGCGCGCUCGCCUCGCCAAGCGCCAUGCGGUUACCUAUCGAUUAGUUACCGUUUUGUUACCGAUCGGAACCGUAGUUACCGGCUCCGCGUGUGAUUUCAGUGCUGCGUUUAGUUCGUCGACCGCCAUGAAGUUCCAGCUCGUAGUAUUCCAGUUAAUAUGCCUGACCGUGGCAUGGGCAAGAACCGCCGUGGAGGAUGAUUUGGAGGAGGUCCCUGUUCAAGCAUUUAAACCAGUCAAGCCAAAUCCACUAAAAUCAAGCAAGAGUAUCCCUGUUCCUACCAAAAAGACCACAACUCCUCCACCGGAGGUGAAGUCAGAGCCGGAACAAGAACCAGAAUACGAGGAUGACCAAGCGCCGAAAGAAUACGAAGACGAAGCCUCUCAAUCAUCGACAACCUCAACAACAGAAGCUUCCAAGAAGAUCGGCAACGGCAUCGUGCGCCCGUUCCGGAGCAACCAGGACCUCCUGGAGACGCUGAAGAGGCGCCGGGCUGAGAAGGUGGCCGCCGGACCCCAGUUCGCGGCGCCCUCCACGACGAGCGCCCCCGCUGCCGCUGCAGCCGCCCCCGCGCCCCGCGCCAAGAAGCCCAGCCGCGCCUACAACGGCAGGAGCCGGUCCCAGAGCCCGGAGGAGCCCGACCAGGCUGGAAGCGAAAGCGAGAAGACGACUGUCAAUAGGAGGUUUUCCGGGGCCAGGGGCCGCUCAAGCUUUUCCUCUACCACUCCGGCCUACGUCGAGGAGGUCCCAGAGGAGGCCCCAGCGCCACCCCCUAGAAAUAGGAAUUUCGGACGAUCCAGACGCGUCUGAAUCUAGCAGUAGUAUAUUUUUAAAUUUUCGAACGAAAAAUUUGUUGAUUAUAAGACAUAUGUACAAUAGUUUUUAACUGGCACCGUACCUAUCGUCGUUACCUAGACAUGGGAAUGUAGCUCGAUAGUGAAACUCCAAAAUUACGUACCUCGAUUUGCGACUUUGUAGACAGAGGCGGAUCCAGCUACUUAGCAACACUGGAUUCCCUCCAUUUAAAACCUUUGUUAAAGAAUCGAUUCUUGUCACAGCACCUGGCCCCUCCGAGAAUUGAUACAUUUCCAUUGGUUUAAAUGGAGAAAAACAACGUUGCCGAUGUCCUGGAUCCGCCUAUGACAAGGAGGGGAGAGAGAGUCACAAAGUCGGUCAAAAUGCUCCAUUUAAUGCUUGAACGGUUCCUAAAUAAGUGUUUCCUACCGAUCAGAUUUUUUAAAAAUGGUCAAGUUGGAACUCAUAAAAUGCAAUACAUCCAAACUCAAAAUACCUGGUUUCUUCAAAGUCAAUUUGGACGAUUGGCGUUUAAAGUCAUUUCACGAAAGCAUCCCUAAAAUUAAUGUUACCAAGAAAAGUUUGUUAAAUGUAGCAUCAUUAAUUUGCAUAAUCAUUACGGAUAUCUACAAAAGAGGUGCUAAACUUUUAAAAUAAUACUAGUUCUGUAUAAAUGAACUGAACAAGUAAACAGAUUGUAUGUGCCAUCUUUGAGAAUCUUGAACACUAAAAUAUGCAUUUACACUAACGAAAGAAAAUGAUGACAGCGAUGCAGCAAUCUAGAGUUGAUUUAACAUUCUGGAUUUCCCACAUUAUGACAACUUUUAAUCGAUAUAUCUGCUAUUGCCUAUAAUUAUUUUACUUGUGAUUGAAUACUUCAACACGAAAGUAAUGCUCGAUGGAAGGCACCAUUUUGACGUGAAAUUUAUGUCAAGUCUUUUUAUAUUGAUGAUGUUACGCAGUCUGUAAUUUUUGUGUAAAUAAAUAAAAUUUCUACUUUGAUA
Messenger RNA from Bemisia tabaci, 1965 nucleotides. RefSeq lists its product as uncharacterized. The record is from RefSeq and is a predicted model, not a curated record. NCBI's taxonomy places the organism in Eukaryota, Metazoa, Arthropoda, Insecta, Hemiptera, Aleyrodidae.